CCUGUGCGCCGCCAGUGCGGGGCGCAGCCGCUCCCCAGGGCUCGGGGGGCCCUGCUGGGGGGCGGGGCGCGGGCCAGGGCGGGAAGCCUUGGGAUCCUGGGGCGCCAGACCCGCGGCUGUGGCCUCCCGUCCGGGACAGCCCCGCGGGCAGGGGCUGCCGGAAGAUCUGGACGAGGACCCCAGGGGCGCCCCCCCCCCCCCGACCUGGGCUCCGGGGACGCGCAGACCCGGGGCGUGGCGACCUGGGUCGCGCACAUUCCCGGGCCCUGAGCUCCGCGCUCGGAAUAGCAGCCCGGGGUGGCGGGUGGCGGCGCCCAGUCCCAAGGUCACCGGCACCCACGGGCGGGGACACCGCGCGGGGGCGCACGGGGGCCGCUCCGCUCCCCAGAGCGCUCCGCGCCCGCCGCUUCCGCUCGCUGGGGCGCCCAGAGCCCGCUGCCGAGACCAGAAGGGCUCAGAGAGCUUGGAUUCAUCCCACGCCAAAGUCGCAGAGCCAGCUAGGGCAGCGAUGGGGCUCAGCCCCUGUCCUGCGGGUGCCCGCUGCCUGGGCCUCCUCUGCUCCCCCAGACCCCGGCCCCUGCAGAAUCUCCUGCUCUUGCUAGGGACCCUGCUGAGCUGCGGCUUGGGGGGCAGUGCUCAGGGUCCUGGAGAGUGGACGCCAUGGGGGUCCUGGACCCUCUGCUCCAGCUCUUGCGGUCGGGGCGUCUCAGUGCGCAGCCGCCGCUGCAUCCGGUUUCCAGGGGAAGAACCAUGCUCAGGGGACAGCCACGAAUACCGCGUCUGCCAGCUGCCCGACUGCUCACCAGGAGCCGUGCCCUUCCGAGACCUUCAAUGUGCCCUCUACAAUGGCCGCCCUGUCCUGGGCACCCAGGAAACCUACCAAUGGGUACCCUUCCAUGGGGCGCCCAACCAGUGCGACCUCAACUGCCUGGCCGAUGGGCAAGCCUUCUACCACAGCUUUGGCCGCGUACUGGACGGUACGCCCUGCAGCCCGGGAGCCCAGGGCCUCUGUGUGGCUGGCCGCUGCUUGAGCGCUGGCUGUGACGGCGUGCUGGGCUCCGGCGCCCUCGAGGACCGCUGUGGCCGCUGCGGCGGCACCAACGACACAUGUCUCUUCGUGCAGCGCGUGUUCCGUGACGCUGGUGCCUUUGCUGGGUACUGGAACGUGACCCUGAUUCCCGUGGGCGCCAGACACAUUCGCGUGGUGCAGCGGAGCCGGAACCACCUGGCGCUGAUGGGCGGUGACGGGCGCUACGUGCUCAAUGGGAACUGGGCGGUGAGCCCUCCGGGCACCUACGAGGCUGCAGGCACCCAAGUGGUCUACACCCGCGCCGCGGGGCUGGAGGAGACGCUGCAGGCGGCCGGGCCCACCACACGAGACCUACUCCUGCAGGUCCUCCUGCGGGAGCCCAACCCCGGCGUGCAGUUUGAGUUCUGGCUUCCUCGCGAGCGCUACGCCCCCUUCCAGGCGCAGGCGCAGGUCCUGGGCUGGGCCCUGCGGCAGCCGCAACCCCGGGAGGUGGAGCCUCUGCCGGCUCAGUCCCUUGAAGCCUCCGCGGCCCGCAGCCCGACCCGGGCCCCAGAGCCCUGCCCACCCUGUCCUGACACCCGUGGUCGCGCCCACCGGUUGCUACACUACUGCGGAAGCGACUUUGUGUUUCAGGCCCGAGUGCUCGGCAGCCACCGCCAGGCCCAGGAGAUCCGCUAUGAGGUGCGAAUUCUGCUCAUUUAUAAGAACCGCUCGCCACUGCGCACGCGCGAGUAUGUGUGGGCUGCCGGGCCCUGCCCCUGCCCACCUCUGGCUCCACAUCGUGAGUACCUGCUGGCAGUCCGGCGCCUCGUCAGCCCUGAUGGCACCCAGGACCGGCUGCUGCUGCCCCACGCUGGCUAUGCCCGGCCCUGGAGCCCUGCAGAAGACAGCCGGGCCCGUCUGGUUGCCAGGCGCUGCCCUGUCUGAGUUCCUGGGAGAGGCACCUACCCUGCAAGACACACCUCACUGGGCUCAAACAGCGUAUUUCUUCUCUCAUCCUGGUGUCCAGGAAGCUCAAAAGUAUCUCCCACUUGCAACUAUGUGAUUCCCUGUCCCACCAUGGGCACCUCUGCAUAUAGUCGGAUCCACUGUCAGGAGCAGGCAGGAGCAGGCAGGCACUGCUGAGGACACAUAGAGACAGAGCAGAUGCUGACGUGUAUUUCCCCUCUCACCCUGGCUACCAGGAGGCUCAUGGUUGUUUUCCACUCAGAAAUUCUGUGUCUGCUUUCAUUCAUCUCACAUUGCAUUCACAUGGUUAACAAUACUGUCACAAAGAAGCAUGUCCCAGAGGGACACAUGCCUGGUGGAAUAUUGCAAUGAGUCAGUUUCCCCUCUUUCCCUGGGUACCAGGAAGCUCCUCUGUGUUUACCUCCCUGACUCUAUCUGUGCUCAUCCUCAGUUUUUGUCACUCACAACCCACCCCCGUGUAUUUAGAGACACUCACCAACAGGUAUGUAACUUUGAAGAAAUGCAUAAUUAGGCCCUAUCAACUACUGAUUUCCCCUUUUGCCUUGGUUACUAGGAAGCUCAAACCUCACACUGGUUGAGUUUCAGUUAACAGAUUGCUGCCCAUAACUGUUGUUAUUCCUAUUUAAUUAAUCUUUACAAGCACAAAAACAAAAAGAAAACAAGCCAGGUAUGUUGGCACAUGCCUGUCAUUGCACCACUUGGGAGGCUGAGGCAGGAGGAUCAUCACGCAUUCAAGGUCAUAGUGAGUUCAAAUCCAGCCUCAACUGCAUAGUAAGACCCUGUCUGAAAACACCAAGCCAAAAGAAUCUGAGUACCCAGUCACAUACUCAGCCAGACUCGGGGACAAUCUGGUAGAAUCACAUGGCCGUGGUCCUGAAGCCCCACUUACCCCCAGCAUCUCUGGCUCUCUGGCAAGGGGUGAACAAUUGAGGGCUGCAGAGUGGGCCCUGCCCCUCCCACCGCGCGUCCCCAGCUGCACCCACGGGCCGGCUCACUGGCCUGGACCGAGAUUUAUUGAGCAACUAGUGUAUGACAAGGACCAGCCACUCAGUGGUCCCUGGAAUGACCCUGGCAGGCCUAGCCUGGGGGUGGGGGAAGCCAUGAUCGCUUCCUGACUUUCUGUAAUGGUCCUCGGUGACCUGUCCGCGCGGGAAAGCCCAGGACCCCCACACCUCCAGCAAGGUGAAGGUGGGGUGGGGAAUGUGCAGGGAUCGGGCGCCCCCUGGCGGUGAUAGGGGUCGAUGCACCCGGCCAACAUCAGGAUCCCCCUGGGGGCCUCUCUGGCGUACGCUGUUGUUCCCCCUUUUCUGGUACCCAAGACAGUGCCCUCUGCCCUGUGCCAGGUAGAGGGGGAUGCGACGGGAGAGUCCACAUGACACUUGGAGGGUCGCGUGUGGGGUCUGCUCUGGCUUGGACCCUGCAUGGUGACUAGAUGUCCAUGACAGAGUAGAGUGCAGGGGCCACCCACACAGCCAUCCCCACGCCAGGUGUGUGGGGACAAAUGUCCCCAGGCCACAUGGGUGGGGAUUGCUGUACAGCCCUCAGGGCUGCUCCAGUAGCAUUGGCUGGAAUGGAGCCCAGGGCCACCCCCAUGCCGGGCACAUGCCACCCGAGCCCUCCCUUGGUGUUUAUUUUGAGGCAGGAUCACACUAAGCCACUGUGGUGCCCAGGUUGGGCUCCGACUUGGGAUCCUCCCGCCUCAGCCUCCUGGGUGCUGGGAUUACAGGUGUGUGCCACCAUGCCUGGCUUGGAAAUGUUAAUUCUCUACGGACAGCACAUGCCCUGUCACCUGCCUGGGGCUGACCCUCAGCCCUGACCUCCCACCCAAGCCCCAGGAAGCCGAGCCAGGGUGGACCCCAGGGCCCCAGCAGCGGGCCACAGCCAGCCUCUGGGCUGAGGGGCCCAGCAGGCAGGCAGGCCACAGGUGCUAAGGCUGGUGCAUGUGCUGGCAGAAAGGUUGGAGCCAGUCCCAGUGGUACCCGUCUGUCAACCCAGGGCUCUGGGAGGCUGAGGCAGGAGGAUCUCAACUUGGAGCCCAACUUGGGCAACUUAGACUCUGCCCCAAAUAAAAACAAACAAAAACAAUCCAAGCCACCUGGGAUGUAGGGGCAGAGCCAGGCCUGCUUACCCAGGGAGUGGGUACUGAGGGUGGCACUGGGGUCACUCACACUAGGCAGGCACUCACUCCUGAGCAUGUCUAAAUUUAGGAUCCUCUUGCCUCAGCCUCCUACACAGCGGGAAUCACAAGCCAAUGCCACACACAAGCCUUAGGGCAAAGGUGAGGGGUGCAUGCGAGCCAGCUUGCCCUCCUCUCCCAGGGACCAUGGCAGAAGCCUCCUCUACAACUGCUGGGCCAGGCAGCAACAGCUGGAGAGGCCAAGGACCCUGGGUGGGGCUCAUUAGUGGUUACCCACAAGUCUUCCACACCCUCUGAUAACACCUACUUCCUGGGUGAAAGCCCAAGUUCUCCCCAGCCCCCGAAGGGCACCGCCAGGACUCCCAGGACUCUGGCCUCCCUCCCAGUUCCUCCUCCCAGCUGCCUGCCCAAUUCCCCAGACUAAGUCCUGCCCCAGGGCCUUUGAACUUUCAGUCCCUGGCUCUGCAGACCCAGACCCCAACUCCCAGCAGGUUCCCUGCUCCUCCGUGCUAUUUCUGUACCCCUGACCUAUUUAUCACCUCAACUUUCCCCUCCCCAGCUGUGAGCCCGUGGCCAGGCCUGCAAUCCCACUCAGGAGUAGGCUGAAGCAGGAGGAAUUCAAAUUUGAGGGCAGCCUGGGGAGCUUGGCAAGAACUUGUCUCAAAAUAAAAUUGUAUUUUUAAAAGGGUUUGGAUGGCUAGGUGUGGCGGCACACUCAGCAGUCCCAGCAGGGAAGCUGAGGCGGGAGGAUCGCUGCAAGCUCCAGGCCAGCCUGGGCUACAUAGCGAGUUUCAGGGCAGCCUGAACUGUCUCAGAAACAAAACAAAACAAGAAAAGCCAGGAAGCUGGGAUGUAGCCUCAAACAAAGCAAAACCAAAAGCAAGUCGCAGCGUGCAGGAGACCCCGCCAGUGACCGCUGACAGCGUUGCAAUGUUAGGGGGACCGGCGAGACUUGAGGGCUCCCGGCGGCAGACUCUGUUCAGACCCAGACCCAAUUCGCACCACGGGGGCGUGGCCUGAAUUAGAUCCGCCCUCUACACUACCGGAGCGGAGCCUUAAGCCCCGCCCACAAUGGACCACGGCCCCAGGCCACCUCUGGUAGAAGAGGUCUCAAGUGUCGCUGGCUUUGCUACGACCCCUACUGUGGCAUCCUGAUCUUUCCAGCUCCAUCUCCGUUCCCUGCCAGAGUUUUCUGGGGUCCCCUUAAGGGCUCUCAAACUCCAGUGCUGUAGUUCUGUUCUACCUUCUGGGGGCCUCAGUGAGCUGAAAGGGAUGGUCUCUUUUCCCUUUUCUGCAAGAGUUUUUUUUUUUUUUCCUUUUCUUUGUUUUGGUGAGGGGAUGAACUCACAGCCUCGGGCUUACCAGGCAGGCGCUCGGGCCACUGAGCUAAAUCCCCAGCCCUCUGCAAGACUUUGUUUUUUAAAAGAAAGGGGUUUGAGCCAGGCAUGCUGACACACACCUGUCACCCAAGUACUCUGCCGGGCUGGAGAUGCCACGCCCCAGGGGGUCGGGCGUGUCUCUCCACUCUCGCAUUUCCAAAAUAAAGGUUACUUAUAUUUUA
Molecule: messenger RNA, 5697 nt
Organism: Cavia porcellus (domestic guinea pig)
Lineage: Eukaryota; Metazoa; Chordata; Mammalia; Rodentia; Caviidae
Gene: Adamtsl5
Product: ADAMTS like 5
Exons: 12
Coding region: 509-1957 (482 amino acids)
Biological process (GO): proteolysis; extracellular matrix organization
Cellular component (GO): extracellular matrix
Molecular function (GO): metalloendopeptidase activity; protein binding
Source: RefSeq, a predicted model, not a curated record